AUGGCGAACGUUUCGACGAUAUCGAAUCAGUGGAUUCCUGAAGAUGACCUUUUGCUGAAGAAUUCUGUUGAGGCAGGUGCCUCAUUGGAAGCACUUGCCAAAGGCGCAGUACAAUUUUCGCGGAGAUAUACUUUACGAGAACUCCGGGAGAGAUGGCAUUCUCUUCUCUAUGAUCCAGAGAUUGCAGCCCAAGCCUCCGCCCGUAUAUUUGAGCUCGAGAUUUCUGGCUUCUGCCCCGGGUCAAAGUCAAACAAACCGGAGAAAGAAAUUUCGAAGAAGAGGAAAAACGAGAGCAUCCGCAGAAGAUACUAUGCCAUGAGGAAGAAAUUCCGCAUCGAGUUUUUAAAUCACACUGAUCUUGGUUUCUUCGAAUCCAAUCCUCACGACCCGUCGACACGUGAUGGUAAUGAUCAAUUAGGACUUCAGGAAGAGGAUUUAGACAUUCUGCUCCACGCAUUUCCAGGUACAAUACAAGAUGCGCCUGGUACAAGCAAUCAAAACAUGGGCGGCUAUGGAUUUGGUGAAAACGUGACCUCGUUAGGGGAAUGUGCUGGAAAAACUAAAAUAGAUGAUAAUAAUGCAGUUAUGUAUGCCGUGGAAAAAGAAAAUAGCUCGCCAGCCUACACAGGUGAGUUUGCAGACCCGGACUCACUUCUGAACCUGUCGAAUGAGGAAGAGAUACUCUUGGUGGAUGAAAAAGAUAUAGAAAAUAAAUGUGCUAUGGAUAUAUCAAAUAAAAGUAGUCAGGAAAAUGAUACUGCAAAAGUUGAACCCGAGACCUUGGAACCCACAGAAGCUACUGUAGAUACUUCGGGCUCGAAAGUUGACUUGCCAUCAGAGUUGACUCGGAAGUGCGAUUUGGUUGAGCUCUGUCAUGGCGAGAUCUGCUGCACGUUAAACACAGAGGACCCUGAGAUUCCUUGUAAUGAUGAUAUAUUCUUGCUAAUUCAUCCUUCCAUGUCGUCUGGUUCACCUACACAACAGCCAAACACCACAACUUAUGAGAAGGUUAAUGGGCAAGACGUGAACUCACCAAUAAAAGGCAAAGAUUCGGUUCACCCAUUUGCUAGUACGGCUAAAGCUGAUGUUCCUGCAUUUGUCAACAAGACCGUUGGGAAUUCCAGUAAAGGAAAAUCGCAGAAUACAAUCCCAAAACCAUGCAGUAUUAGCAUUUCCAGGAAAGAAGAAGUUGGAGUUGGUAUGAAGGUUCGAGACAGCCAAGCAACAAUCAUACGAUCCAUGGAAGCAAGCUCUGCUAGUACCUCUAUUCCAGAAUUAUUAGUCAAUGACUCACUAUCUGAUCAUGAAGAAUCACAGAUUGAUGAUGACGUGCCUUAUUAUUCUGACGCGGAAGCUAUGAUUCUUGAAAUGGACUUGGAUCCAGAUGAUCAAGGCGUCAGGCAAGUUCCAAGUUACCAAUACGAUGAUACUAAAAGGACAAUAAUAAGGUUGGAACAAGCUGCUCGUUCUUGCGUACAGAGGGCCAUGACAUCACAAGGAGCGCUUGCUCUCUUAUACGGCCGCCAUUUGAGACAUUACAUUAAGAAACCUGAGGUUUUACUUGGCAGAUCUACAGAUGAUUUUGAUGUUGAUAUUGAUCUAAGGAAAGAAGGAAGAGCCAAUAAAAUAUCUAGGCGGCAGGCUAUCAUCAAAAUGGAGGCAGAUGGAUCUUUCUUUUUAAAGAAUCUCGGGAAGAGUUCUGUAUCAGUGAAUGGCAUGUCAGUAGCUACGGGACAAGUGCUGAACCUUAGUCCCAGCUGUUUGAUCGAGAUAAAGGGAAUGAGUUUCGUUUUUGAGAUCAACCAAGAAUUCGUGAGGACUUGA
This is a messenger RNA of Striga hermonthica, 1824 nucleotides long. Lineage: Eukaryota; Viridiplantae; Streptophyta; Magnoliopsida; Lamiales; Orobanchaceae. The record is from the annotation of a GenBank genome assembly.